AUGGCGCGCGGGCUGCGCGGCGUCCGCGACGACCUCUCCGAGCUGGGGCGGCACCUGCUGGACAUCGCCUGCUUCCUGCACCCGCUCCUCAACCCGGCGCACACCGACUCCCCGCCGCCCACCCCGACGGGCCCGGCCCCCCCCGCCGCGCGCGCCGCUCCCCAUUCUGUAAUCUCUGAUAUCCAAAGAGAUCAUAUGGAAUCCAUUGAAAAACUUGUCCCAGAUUUAGCAUCUCUACGGGGUAGGCUCUGCCCUUCUUACAUGGAUGAAGACAUAUUCUGGAAGAUUUACUUUAGGUUGCUUGAGUCGAACAUAAUUGAGCAUAGUUCUGAGGAAGAUACCCAGAGCGUGCCAAAUUCUGUACAUCACAACAAUGAGAUAGAGUCAGAUUCUCCACCUCACGUCUGUGAGAUAGAAAGUGUAAAAAGCAACCAAGAAGGGUAUCAAUCUUCGGAUGGCCGUGCUUUGCCCAAGACAAGAUCCGAGCGAAGCAUUGACCAAUGGGUAUUUGCAAAGUCGAAAUCUGAGGAAAGCAUGGAUCAGUGGUCUGAAAUACCUUCAGAUGUGGAAUCCUACAGAGAAGGUAAAAGAUACCUCAGUAGCGAGGAGCUGAGCGACGUUGAUAGUGCCAACGUCGUUGUCAUGGACAAAUACAUGGAUUCACUUCUCUCUGACCGGAGGCACCUCCCCUAUGCUAGCUCCUCAGUGCGCCAGGAUUCAGUCAGACGAAAACCUGCUUCAUCCAGCCAUCGGCCUCCACAGCCAACUCCACCUGUAUCACUGUCAAAGAAGGAAUCAUGGGAUGUCAUUGAAGACUCGGAGUUUGAUAUACUUGACAGUUAG
Miscanthus lutarioriparius is the source of this 843-nucleotide messenger RNA. NCBI's taxonomy places the organism in Eukaryota, Viridiplantae, Streptophyta, Magnoliopsida, Poales, Poaceae. The record is from the annotation of a GenBank genome assembly.